UUUACAGCAUACUGAUAUAAAUAGAGAACAGGGCCUUGCAUCUCCAACCCUGCACAUUGUAUGGGAGAGCGACAUGGAGUCGCAGCUCUACAUUUUGUGCGCAGCACUUGUGCUGAUUGCCAUCCUUCUCUUGUAUCACGGCUAUGUGUCUCCUAAGCAUGCUUUACCUCUUCCUCCAGGUCCACCCCGUCUUCCCAUCAUUGGAAACGCGCAUCAGGUGCCUUUUGACUUCCAAGAGGAGACAUUCGCUCGAUGGGCUCGACGAUACGGGGAUGUACUUUACCUUCGCAUCUUGCAGAAGGAGAUCAUAGUCCUCAACUCCCUUCGGGCGGCACGCGAUCUGUUAGAGAAGCGGGGCUUCAUAUACUCUGAUAGGCCACGCUUUGUAAUGUUCUGCGAGCUUGUCUAUUCCUUCCAUCCUAACUUUUCCCUUAUGCCAUACGGGGACCGAUGGCGCCGCCAUCGCAAGUGGUAUCAGGGAUCUUUGCAAGCUAGAGUGUCCCUCAAUGCCUUUCAACCUGUGCAAGAACGGGAGGCCAAGAUAUUCCUUCAAAGCAUGCUUAAGACGCCGAAGGAGUUUGUUGCUCAUAUCAACCGGUAUGCCGGUGCUGUGCUACUCGAGAUAGGCUAUGGCUAUCUCGACGACGAAUAUGUGGAUAUGGCAGAGAAAGUGAGCACAGGCGUCUUUGAGACCGGCGGAGCAGGUUCUACGAUAGUGGAUUUCUUCCCGAUCCUCAAAUAUUUGCCGACGUGGAUGCCGGGGGCAGGCUUCAAGCGCAAUGCUUUAAAGAUCCAGGCCAUGGGUGAACAUGCGCGGACCAUUGCCUUCUCUAAGGUCAAGGAGGAUAUGGCUGCGGGCAUUGCCAAGCCCUCUUUCGUUAGAAACAUCCUCGAAGAGAUAGCAGAGCCCACGGAAGAGGAUGAAUUCGAACUCAAGGGCGCUGCAGCGCUUCUGUACGGAGCGGGCACAGAUACGACAGUUACUACCAUGACUGCAUUCGUACUGGCCAUGGUCUGCAAUCCGGAAGUUUUUGCGAAAGCGCAAGCUGAGAUGGACGCUGUCAUCGGCAACACACGGCUUCCCAACCACGACGACCGAGCAUUGCUACCAUACCUAGAAUCUGUCUUGAAAGAAGUCUACAGAUGGAGUGCCGCUGUGCCCCUAUCGUUGCCUCACCGGCUUAUGGAAGAUGAUGAGUACCGCGGCUAUCGCAUGCCAGGUGGCGCCAUGGUUGUGCCGAACAUAUGGGCUAUGACACGGGAUGAGGAGAUGUUCCCUGAUCCUGAAUCCUUCCGUCCCGAGAGAUUUGAGAAACUCCGCGGAGAUAAUAAUGAUCCUGUCGAUCCACGCAUGAUCAUUUUCGGUUUCGGACGCCGGAUCUGCCCUGGUCGUUUCCUCGCAGACGCAAGUGUCUGGCUGGCGUUCGCAAGUAUGGUAGCGACAUUGAACAUCCGCAGGGCUCAUGACUCGUCCGGAAAGGAGAUUAUGCCACCAGCUGACUUUGUGUCAGGGACAGUCAAGCACCCGAAGCCUUUCAAAUGUGACAUCCGUCCUAGAACUAAGCAUGCUGCUGACUUGAUCCUCGCUGAAGCCAGGUCAGCCUAAACACAUGCAUUCACGAUUCAGCUCGUCUCAGAAGCUCAGUAUUUCCUUUCGAUGUAAAAAGUACUUCGCGGUGUAUUAUAUGUGAAGGUCCGAAAUUUGGUCGCUCG
Molecule: messenger RNA, 1713 nt
Organism: Laetiporus sulphureus 93-53
Lineage: Eukaryota; Fungi; Basidiomycota; Agaricomycetes; Polyporales; Laetiporaceae
Product: cytochrome P450
Exons: 13
Coding region: 74-1606 (510 amino acids)
Molecular function (GO): iron ion binding; heme binding; oxidoreductase activity, acting on paired donors, with incorporation or reduction of molecular oxygen
Source: RefSeq, a predicted model, not a curated record